AUGGAACCGGUCUCUGUCACUCUGACCUUGGGGAACUGCGCUUUCACUGCCACCUUGCAAAAGGAGUACUUGGUGUUCCGCGACCGACUUCGUGGCAGUGGUGCGGGGAUCGUCCUUGCGCGACCCCCCCCAGAGGAGCUGGCACCGGCUUACGCAACAGCGCCAGCCGCCGCCGCACCCGCCAGCUCAGAGGCGGGCCGGAGGUGCCGAGGCGCCGAGCCCGCUCCCGCCUGCAAAGCACCACCGCGGGAGCACAAACCGCCGAGGCGGCAACACCUGGCGCCGCGAUCCUCACCCACCCAAGCCACGCCAGCCUGCGACACACAUCAACAGCAGCAAUAA
Molecule: messenger RNA, 342 nt
Organism: Symbiodinium sp. CCMP2592
Lineage: Eukaryota; Dinophyceae; Suessiales; Symbiodiniaceae
Source: the annotation of a GenBank genome assembly